AGCAUACUUCAUGAAUGCAGUCACGGGACUUGGGGGGUGUCCAAAAAUAAUCCGAUCGGAUUUGGGAACUGAAAAUGUCCAUGUUAACAGGCUGCAACACUUCUUCCGAGAAGAUGAGACUGGCGUUGUGCAUGGGCCGUGUGUGUUCCAAGGACGCAGUACAGCAAAUCAACGGAUCGAAAGCUGGUGGGGGAUCUACAGGAGACAGAACGCAAGCUAUUGGAGGGACGUCUUCCAGGAGUUUCAGGCAACUGGAGACUUUAAUGGGGAUUUCAUAGACAAGGGUCUCAUCCAAUUCUGCUUUCUGAAGAUUAUCCAAAACGAGCUAGACACCGUUGUGACAAUGUGGGACAACCAUCGCAUUCGAGCAGGUGGAAACGGACACCCUAAUUAUCAUGGGAAACCAUGUCUGAUGUACAAUGUACCUGAGCUCUAUCAUGCACAAGAUUAUUUGCAUCCACUACAGUAUGAAAGAGUGGGGAUUGUUCUCCAAGAGGACAUCUGUCUAUGGAAAACAGACAUUCCCUGUGACCAGGACCUGCAUGAGCUCUGUUUGAUGGUGAUGGAAGAGAACAACAUAGCACACUGUCAUAACCCGACAGAGGCAAUACGACUUUACAAAGACCUGAGGCCAUUAAUAACAGAACUUGUGCCAGAGCCUCAUCACUGAUUUUGUUGUAGCAUACAGACACAUGCACUGUCCAUGGUUCUAAUAACUAUGAUGAUGAUGAUGGCAUUUCCAGCGAUGAGGCAUCUUCAAAAGUUUACAUUUCUCAGGUAUUAUUGGCCUUUGCAUGAGUUGAUAUCUUUUACUAAGAUAAUGUGAUUUCUGUGUAGUAGGCCAGGUUGAUAAUGUUGGGUCUUGG
Messenger RNA from Etheostoma spectabile (orangethroat darter), 866 nucleotides. RefSeq lists its product as uncharacterized. The transcript is spliced from 2 exons. Bases 11 to 670 code for a protein of 219 amino acids. NCBI's taxonomy places the organism in Eukaryota, Metazoa, Chordata, Actinopteri, Perciformes, Percidae. The record is from RefSeq and is a predicted model, not a curated record.